Messenger RNA from Mangifera indica (mango), 763 nucleotides. Its product is annotated as zinc finger AN1 domain-containing stress-associated protein 12. Bases 94 to 684 code for a protein of 196 amino acids. The record is from RefSeq and is a predicted model, not a curated record. The transcript is spliced from 2 exons. Gene Ontology annotation, cellular component: cytoplasm. Lineage: Eukaryota; Viridiplantae; Streptophyta; Magnoliopsida; Sapindales; Anacardiaceae. Gene Ontology annotation, molecular function: zinc ion binding.
GAACCCUCUAUAUAGAACAACUCCAACAUAGAGAAUUCCCAUUGAAGUUAUAAACUUGAUCAACAAUCAACCAAAAUUCAGAGGAAAGAAGGGAUGGGAGGAGGAACUGAAGCUUUCCCAGAUUUAGGAAGACAUUGCCAAUUCCAAGAUUGCCAUCAACUGGAUUUUCUCCCUUUUACAUGUGACCGUUGUCAAAAGGUGUUUUGUUUGGAGCAUAGGUUGUAUAAGUCACAUGAAUGUCAAAAACCAGACAUCAAUAGCAGGAAGGUGAUUGUAUGCGAAUUGUGUUCAGUUUCAAUUGAGACAACUGGGCAGUUUGGAGAGGCUGAGAAGGUUAUGAUGGAGCGGCACCAGAAAUCUGGGAAUUGUGAUCCCAGUACGAAGAAGAAACCUACGUGUUCUGUUAAACGCUGCAAGGAGAUACUGACUUUUUCGAAUUCGGCAACCUGCAAGACUUGUAAUUUGAAGGUCUGUCUCAAGCAUAGGUUCCCUGCUGAUCAUUCUUGCAAGAAGGAUUUGGUCGUGGGGAAGAAUGCUGGGGCUGUGGCGGGUGCAGGCAAAUGGACUGAUAAGAUUUUGGCGGCCAUGGCUGCAUGGAAUGGGAAAGAAUGUACUGAGAAUGACCGAAGUUUGAAGGCUGCCGUAUCACCAUCCUCUCGUAAUCCAUCUGUUAAAGCCUAUUGAAAAUAUGCAAAAAGUGCAGUGUUAUAUUUUAAAACCUGUCAUUGAAUGAGACAUUUCAACUGCAAUUUGUUGUUUCUAA